Messenger RNA from Protopolystoma xenopodis, 354 nucleotides. Lineage: Eukaryota; Metazoa; Platyhelminthes; Monogenea; Polystomatidea; Polystomatidae. The record is from the annotation of a GenBank genome assembly.
AUGGAAAAGAUGAAGAUCGACCCGUCCAACGUGGUCCACCCUAAUGAAAAUGAAAGCCGAACCUCUGAGCCCCAUUUGUUGACUCUUCCUCAUGAAGAGCGGACGAAAGAGUCAGUUAUGAUGGGAAGCAAUCAUGAAGUCCAUCUAAACAGAGUAGCGCAUUUGGGGGACAAGGUGCCCCCUAAAAUGGACAAGGUCGAGAAUAUCAAUGGUCAUAAGUUAGAAAAUAUUGAAAUGCGAGAAAAUUCAAAGAAAGAUGAGAAGCUUGAAGAAAGAAGUGAGGAUGAACUGAUGUUUCUGCCGGAAGCCGAGCAUGAUUCUCACGGGGCAAUACUGAAGAAAACUGGUAAUUAA